Molecule: messenger RNA, 552 nt
Organism: Tremella mesenterica DSM 1558
Lineage: Eukaryota; Fungi; Basidiomycota; Tremellomycetes; Tremellales; Tremellaceae
Exons: 3
Coding region: 1-552 (183 amino acids)
Source: RefSeq, a predicted model, not a curated record
AUGUCGAGUAUCACAUCCCCAAAACCUAAACAACUUUCACCCGAUACAAUUAACAACCAGUCAAGUGCAAAUGUAACUUCUGGAACAUCUGGAAAUGUUAAUCAAGUAGCUAAAGCACAUGCUAUAGCUCCAACACCAAGAGGAGGUGGUAUAACCCCAUAUAACACUCCUGCUGAUAAUCCGCCACUUCAUUCUCUCCAUUUCUCUCGUCCUACCCAUCAUGGUGGUUUAGGUAAUUCUGGAGGGAAUGGAAAUGGAAAUCUCAUCGUUCCCGGUCAAGCAGGAUUAGCAAUGGGAAAUUUACGUGGUAAACCUAUCAAUGCAGCUUCGGCUAUGAGAGGUAGAGGGGUGGGUAUAACACCUGUUGAAAGACACGCUGUGACACCGGGUAAUACACUUAGUAGUGUGGAAAGAAUCGGAGGAAGGAUUGCAAUGCUUUUAGGUACACAAAGUCCUAGUGGUGGGACUGGAAGGAUUGCACCGAGUUAUGAACGUCGUUUUGACGCUGGGUUGAAGGAUCUAGAUAAAAAACUUCAUGUUGAAAAUGGGUGA